AUGCCGGUCGAAGGUUUCAAGGCAUUACCGACCUUUGGAAUUCAAGGGGUCGGUUUUGAGGGUUUAAAUGGGCCUGCCGUCCUUCAGAGCUCCUCACUCCCAAGCACACUGACAUUUAUCAUUGGAUUUACGGGAUGUGUCGGUGCACUCAGGGAAAAUACGUGCCUCCUAGCUACGUAUGCGAUAUUUCUGGCGUUAUUAUUAUUAAUGGAGAUGACAGCCGGUGUUUUGAGCUUUGUUUUUAAAGACUGGAUAAAGUCACAAGCCACUGGUGGUUUCCAAGCGUUCAUCAUUCACUAUAGAGAAGAUCCUGAUCAGCAGAAUCUGAUCGAUUGGAUUCAAGAGGAUUGGUUACAGUGUUGCGGCAUCGAGGGUCCUAAAGACUGGGAUCGCAACAAUUAUUUCAAUUGUUCAUCGAGCGACAUUGGCUCGAGGGAAGCAUGCGGCGUGCCUUUUAGCUGUUGUAAACGAAAGCCAAAUGAAAUUAUCAAAAAUAAACAGUGCGGCUAUGAUGUUAGAAAGCCUAGUUACACUGGGGAGAGGAGUAUAUACGAGAGAGGCUGUCUAAGAGCAGGCGAAGAAUGGCUAGAAUUGAAUCUCGUACCUGUCGCUGGUACUGUUGUCAGCACUAUGGUUUUACAGAACUUUGAGGUUGCCAAAGUGAUUUAUGAAAAAGGUUGUAUUCAAGCUGGGGAGGAAUGGGUGGAACGAAAUCUUCUUGCAAUUGUCACUGGGGCGGUUGCUACAGCAUUUGCACAGAUUCUGGGAAUCUGUUUCGCUCAAAAUCUUCGAGCAGACAUAUUUGCGCAAAAAGCGAAGUGGCAUUGACAAUUCAGAGCCCCCACGGCAGUCUAGCAUCUUAUAGUUAUAGAUGCUAACCAAUUACGUUGAUCGAACUGAAGAAAUCGUCGAAGAUCGUCGAAAAAUGGCAGACCUUCGACGCAAAAAUCGACACAGUUCCCCGUGACAAGUACAGAAUGGAAGAUCAUACACGUCCGAACCAAGUCG
Molecule: messenger RNA, 1008 nt
Organism: Eufriesea mexicana
Lineage: Eukaryota; Metazoa; Arthropoda; Insecta; Hymenoptera; Apidae
Gene: Tsp26A
Product: Tetraspanin 26A
Exons: 9
Coding region: 1-828 (275 amino acids)
Cellular component (GO): plasma membrane
Source: RefSeq, a predicted model, not a curated record